UUAUAAGUUCGAUGUUGAACUCGCCAAAAUGGCUGGUGAUGAUACGAGUAUUGUGUCUGUGACAAAGACAGAAGGUCGGCAGAAACUUGAGCGAUGGUUGAAUAAAAGCAUGAAAAUUAAGAUGACAGAUGGAAGAACUCUAAUAGGCGUGUUUCUGUGCACUGAUCGUGACAGGAAUGUCAUCCUUGGGUCAUGUGAGGAGUAUCUUCGUUCCCCAGAUGAUGAUGAUAGCCGAGAGGAGCCAAGGAUUCUGGGAUUGGCGAUGGUGCCGGGACAUCACAUUAUCAGCAUUCAUGUGGACGAGGAUCAUUGUGUGAUGUGAACUCAGUCUCUCCUACAAACUCUAUCAAUCAUAAGAGGUCCCUCUACCAUAGGAAUCAGGGUGGAGGGAUGGGUCUACUGGUGCAAUCAGUAUCAAUAGGAAUUGUUUUGUGACAGAGUUUUCUUGUCUCCAAGGGGCCGGUCAUUUGAUAUUCUAGUCGGGGCUUUUGAAUUAUGUUUCAGACAGAUUAUGUUCCCAGUAUUUUCCUGGAACAGUUUAUUUUUGUAAAACAUGCAGUCGACCCGUCAUCGACUGACCGCCUGAUCCAUCACCUCUUAUGACAAGCACAGGUUGCUGGGGACCUAUCUUCUUACCCGGAGGGGGCACGGGUGGCCCAGUCGUCUAAGGCGCCUUGAUUCGCUGUGCAGAGUUGCGUCCCUUGAACACGCCAGAAACCUAUGAUUGUGGGUUCGAAUCCCAGUUCGCCCCGAUUAUGUUUCUAGGUUUGUCAGCACCAUACCCGUGCUUGUGGGUUUCACUGAAGUGGUAAACGUCUGAGACCUGCAUCACUUCGGGCUUUCCUCCGAAAUUAAGCUGACACGCCGUGAUAUAACUGGAAUACUGUUAAAAGCGGCGUUAAACCCAACUCACCCACUCACUCUUACCCGGAAUCACCACAGGCAGGGGUGGAAACUAACACUUGUGUUUAGACAAGGCUAUUAGAAAUUACUUUGGGCUAAUAAAAUUAUGACUCUGCUCGCCCGUAGAUGUCCGUUUUUUUACCCAUGGUGUUGAUUAUCUAUUCCCUGUCAAAUGGCUGCCCUUGACAUUAGGCACAACGUUUCGAGUGUUUAUCAUAAUGAUUAAUAUACGCAAAUACCGAUCAACAAUGGUUGUAUUGGAAUGUAGACCAGAGACAUGCAUCGUAAUUUAUUAUGUAAAUUUCCGAGUCCACACGAUCUUUAAGAACCAGUAACCUUUUGCAGGUAAAAAAUCCCCUUAGCCCUGUGGGCUUGUUUGCUUUUUUGAGUUAUUGCCCAUCCCUGAAUGGGUACCUUCAACAGACCAGUAAAUGUUGGUUACACCACUGACGGGCGGUCGGGUAGCCCAGUGGUUAAAGCGUUCACUCGUCACGCCGAAGACCCGGGUUCGAUUCCCGACAUGGUACAAUGUGUGAAGCCCAUUUCUGGUGUCCCCUGCCGUGAUAUUGCUGGAAUAUUGCUAAAAGCGGCGUAAAACCAUACUCACUCACUACACCACUGACAUGCCCAGCUGAAGACCCAGGUUCAGUUCCACUCAUGGGUACAUGGGUUCUUGGUGUCCCCUGCCGUUUAGUGGCUGGGAUUCUGCCGAAAGAAGUUCAGUGAUGAUAACCCACGCAGGUUUAGUCUUUGUUCAUCAUCCACACUGUAAUAACAUACCCUUGUACAUUUACAACAUUCAUUCUCAUGAUUUUUUAUGCCUUGAAUAAUAAUGUGCAAAUAAACUUGUACAUGAAAAAGU
This is a messenger RNA of Haliotis rufescens (red abalone), 1765 nucleotides long. RefSeq names its product N-alpha-acetyltransferase 38, NatC auxiliary subunit-like. The record is from RefSeq and is a predicted model, not a curated record. Bases 29 to 322 code for a protein of 97 amino acids. Lineage: Eukaryota; Metazoa; Mollusca; Gastropoda; Lepetellida; Haliotidae. The transcript is spliced from 4 exons. Gene Ontology annotation, cellular component: NatC complex. Gene Ontology annotation, molecular function: RNA binding.